Sinocyclocheilus rhinocerous is the source of this 3779-nucleotide messenger RNA. It is a transcript of the gene kcnt2a, whose product is annotated as potassium channel, subfamily T, member 2a. The transcript is spliced from 28 exons. The record is from RefSeq and is a predicted model, not a curated record. Bases 1 to 3333 code for a protein of 1110 amino acids. Gene Ontology annotation, molecular function: outward rectifier potassium channel activity; intracellular sodium-activated potassium channel activity. Gene Ontology annotation, biological process: potassium ion transmembrane transport. Gene Ontology annotation, cellular component: plasma membrane. Lineage: Eukaryota; Metazoa; Chordata; Actinopteri; Cypriniformes; Cyprinidae.
AUGGUCGAUGGAGAAAACGAAGUGGCACCCUUGCCUCGACACAGAUUCAGGGAUUUUUUGCUUCGAGAACAGACACGGCAAAACGAUGCCAAGGUGCAGGUUGACUUCUAUGUCAAAGAGAAUAGUUUCAAAGAACGCCUGCAGUUUUACUUCAUCAAAAACCAACGAUCCAGUCUCAGGGUGCGAGUGUUUUAUCUUUCGCUCGAGGUGUUAAGCUGCAUUUUGUAUAUAUCCAGAGUGCUGAAGGACUCAAGUGAAGCUGAAUAUAAAUGGGCCUCAAUUAUUUGGGUUCACCGAUGUCCCAUACUUUGGCAUGCACAGGUGUCUGUUGCAGUCAUAUGUUUAUUCAUAAGAAUCCUGCUGACAUAUCUACGAUACAAGGGAAACAUAUGGCAGCAGGUACUUCAAAUAGCGUUCAUCUUGGAAAUGAUUGACACUGUGCCCUUUGUGAUUGGAAUUUUUUAUUGUCCUUUCCGAAACCUCUUCAUUCCUGUGUUUCUGAACUGCUGGCUGGCAAAACGUGCUUUGGAAAACAUGGUUAAUGAUCUUCAUCGUGCUAUUCACCGGACACAGUCAGCCAUGUUCAAUCAGCUCCUCAUCCUCAUCUCCACCAUCAUCUGCCUCAUUUUCACUUUCAUUUGUGGUGUUGAGCACUUGCAGCGUGCUGGAAAAAAAGUCACAGUUUUUGACUCUUUCUACUUCUGCAUCGUGACAUUCUCUACAGUGGGGUUUGGAGAUGUCCUUCCUGAUGUCUGGCCCUCCAAGUUGCUGGUUGUUAUUAUGAUAUUUGUGGCUUUAGUAGUCCUGCCUAUCCAGUUUGAGGAGCUGGCCUACUUGUGGAUGGAGCGGCAGAAGUCAGGAGGAGAUUACAGCAAGCAAAGAGCAGAAACCGAGAGACACGUGGUGCUGUGUGUCAGUUCAGUCAAAAUCGACCUGCUGAUGGAUUUCCUAAAUGAGUUUUAUGCUCACCCCAUACUUCAGGAGUACUAUGUCAUCAUCCUUUGCCCAGCAGAGCAGGAUGCGGCGGUGAGACGGGUGCUGCGGAUCCCGAUGUGGUCACACAGAGUCAUAUAUCUGCAGGGCUCUGCUCUCAAAGAUCAAGAUCUGGUCAGAGCAAAGCUGGGUAAUGCUGAGGCUUGUUUCAUUCUGACCUGCCGCUGUGAGGCUGACCGCAAUGCAGCAGAUCACCAGACCAUCCUGAGGGCUUUUGCAGUGAAGGACUUUGCUCCAAGCUGCACUCUUUUUGUUCAGAUUCUCAAACCAGAAAACAAAUUUCAUGUGAAAUUUGCAGAUCAUAUUGUUUGUGAGGAAGAGUUUAAAUACGCUAUGCUGGCCCUGAACUGCAUCUGUCCUGCCACGUCCACCUUCAUCACCCUGCUGGUGCACACAUCUCAAGGCCUAGAGGGCCAGCAUUCUCCUGAGGACUGGCACAGGAUUUAUGGGAAAUGCUCAGGAAAUGAAGUGUACAGCAUUGUUCUGAAAGAAAGCAUCUUCUUUUCUGAGUAUGAGGGAAAGAGCUUCCCUUAUGCCUCCUUUAAUGCAUAUAAUAAGUACGGCAUCAGUCUCAUUGGAGUCUGCCCUGACGACACUAAGAAUAUACUGCUGAACCCUGGUCCUCAGCACAUCAUGGAACCUUUGGACGUGUGCUUCUACAUCAGUCUCACCAAAGAGGAGAACUCCUGCUUUAAGGCCAAGAAAGGAAACAAGACUCAACCUCCAACCAGCAGCGCUAUUACUAGCAUGGGUACCAUGGCUAUAGACAUGCAGGAAAUUAACAUUCCGUCCAGUUUAGGUUCAUCGCUCUCAAUUGAAACUAAUACAUCUGAGAAGAGAAAACCAAACAUGGUUCCUGUUCUGGUAUUGCCUGAUUCACCUUCCUUUCAGACUGGCAACCUGCUCAUCGAUGAGUCAAAGAGCCCGUGUCAGCCCUGCACUAGAAAUGAAGGCAGCAAUGGUUACAUUAAGGGAUAUCCUCCAGAUUUACCCUACAUCGGAAGCUCACCGAUACUUUGCCAUUUACGGAAAGAGAAAGCACCCAAAUGUUGUAUGCAGCUAGAAAAGACCUGCAACCACAAAGACAAAGAAGAUGUCAAAGCAUACGGUUUGAAGAAUAAGCUCAUCAUUGUGUCUGCUGAGACCACCGGAAAUGGCCUGUACAACUUCAUCCUCCCAUUACGAGCCUCUUACAGAUCAGAGAAUGAACUGUGUCCCAUCGUGCUGCUCUUGGAACAUGAGCCAGGCGCAGAGUUUCUUGAGACUGUCUGUUGGUUCCCAAUGACAUAUUACUUGCUUGGAUCAAUCGACAGUCUGGAUGACCUGUUGCGUUGUGGCGUCUCGUUUGCUGCUAAUAUGGUGGUUGUGGAUAAGGAGAGCACCAUGUCCGCUGAGGAAGACUAUAUGGCUGAUGCAAAAACUAUCGUUAAUGUCCAGACCCUGUUCAGGUUGUUCUCCGGCCUCAACAUCAUCACAGAGUUAACCCAUCCCGCUAACAUGAGAUUCAUGCAGUUCAGUGUAAAGGACGGUCACACAAUGGCCUUCUCCAAACUAGAGAAGAAGGAAAGAGAGAAAGGCUCAAACCUGUCCUUCAUAUUUCGCCUGCCUUUUGCAGCUGGUAGGGUGUUUAGCAUUGGGAUGCUGGACACACUGCUAUAUCAGUGUUUUGUUAAGGAUUAUAUGAUAACCAUUACCAAACUGCUGCUUGGACUAGAAACCACACCAAAAUCUGGUUUUUUAUGUUCCAUGAGUAUCACAGAGGAAGUCUUGUGCAUUGAGACGUAUGGCAGACUGUAUGAAAUGCUCUCCUCCACUGUAGGAGACAUUCCCAUCGGCAUCUACAGGACUGAGUCUCAGAUACUUGAACCUCCUCAGACUCCACAAUCCCAAAUGUCAGACAAGCUGUCAGUCUUUGAGGAGGAAAAGGACCCGGAGGAGCAACAGCAGGGUCCAGACAUCCAGACUCAUUCUCUGCGUCGAAGGAGCAUGCAGUGGGCAUCCAAUCUGCUGGGGCCGUGGCAGGCCGAGCGCGAAGCAGACAGACUGAGCCAGCAGCGCGGCAUCCUGCUCUCAUGCUCCGAGAGACAGGAGCUCGCUGAGCUGGUCAAGAAACGCAUGAAGAACCUGGGGCUCUCCACAUGGGGAUUCGAUGAGACGAAUAAUGACCAGAGCAGUCACUCAUACGCCUUAAUCAACCCGUCACCAGAUACAAGACUGGAGCUCAAUGACAUUGUGUACAUAAUCCGUAAAGAUCCUGUCUCAUUAAAGCUGAACAAUACUGACAACAGCAUGAGGAGCGAUUUACAAAUAAGAGACAGGAACACAAAGAAUAAUCUCUGAAUGGAGAUCACAAUCACAACAGCUGUUUAUCUUCACUGUGACACGAGUAAUGUUUGUUCUUCAGCAUCAGGUUAAUCAGCUCUGAAAGCCAUUAAUGUAUUACCUAUACACAGCUCAGAAUAAUGCAUGUAAAGCCUUCGCUUUAUCGUACUGUAUUUGUUCCAGCCAGCACGCUCCUGUCCCGCUUCAUGCUAAGACUGACACACAGAGUUCAAAGGUCACAGACAGUGAUCCAGUUAAAGUUCUGUUUCUGGCUGGAACUCACAUUAGGCAGCUGCUGGAUUCCUGUCAGACCCAACUGCAGUAAUGCAUGGAUCUGCAUUUCUCACAUCCCACUAUAUUUAUAUACAUAGUGCCAGUGUAACCCACCUAUAAAGACCACAAAAUAUCUACCAAUAAAAAUAUUGAAAACACUGGAUAUCAACAAUUACUUAAAGUAAUAUUUC